GAAUGAUUUUUAUUUUAAUAAAUUAGCACUUGUUUUUCUUACUUACAUUUUUAACAACUUUGUUAAUUUUUCUAUUAAAUUCUUAAAUAAAAUUAACAAAAAUGGCUUUAUUAAGAAGAGCAGCUACUCAGCUAUGGCAAACAAAUUUAUUAAUAGCAAAACCCAUAACAACAACAGCGGUACAACACAUUAAGGAAAUACAACAAAAAGUCGAAAAGGAUACUUUAAUUAUUGAGGCCGUCACCAAGCCUUCGCCCCGUGCUGAUAAUAUGUUAAAAGCUGCCUGUACGGAAAAAUUCUGUCCGGAGUGCACUUUGGGUUUGGAUCUCAAGCAUACGGAUGUUUUAAUUUUAUCACAAUAUGUCCGUUCAGAUGGUUGUAUGUUGCCCAAACGUAUAACCGGCUUGUGUCAUAGACAACAAAAGAAAAUUGGUACACUAGUGACUAUGGCUCAAAAGGCUGGUUUAAUGCCCAACUUGGCACCGGAGAAGAGUAAAAAAGAUCCUAAAAAACGUUAUGGUUGGAAAAAGUUUAAUAAAUAUUUCGAUGAAAAAACGAUUAAAUACUGAAAAAACAAAGUUUGUUGAAAAUAUUUUAAAUAAUAAUAAAAUGAAUUAAAAUAUAAAUUAUUAACAGUUA
Lucilia cuprina (Australian sheep blowfly) is the source of this 639-nucleotide messenger RNA. It is a transcript of the gene mRpS18A, whose product is annotated as 28S ribosomal protein S18a, mitochondrial. Lineage: Eukaryota; Metazoa; Arthropoda; Insecta; Diptera; Calliphoridae. Gene Ontology annotation, molecular function: structural constituent of ribosome; small ribosomal subunit rRNA binding. Gene Ontology annotation, cellular component: mitochondrial small ribosomal subunit; ribosome. Bases 102 to 569 code for a protein of 155 amino acids. The record is from RefSeq and is a predicted model, not a curated record. The transcript has 2 exons. Gene Ontology annotation, biological process: mitochondrial translation.